Molecule: messenger RNA, 2254 nt
Organism: Lycium barbarum (goji berry)
Lineage: Eukaryota; Viridiplantae; Streptophyta; Magnoliopsida; Solanales; Solanaceae
Product: probable polygalacturonase
Exons: 5
Coding region: 142-1605 (487 amino acids)
Biological process (GO): carbohydrate metabolic process
Molecular function (GO): polygalacturonase activity
Source: RefSeq, a predicted model, not a curated record
CUGCCCCACUGUCCUUUCCAUUUAUGUAAAUCAAAAUCAAAAGGCAUCUCUCUUCUCCACUCUACUACUCCAAGCUGUGAUCUACUCAUCUCAUUUUUCCAUUUUCCUAUUAUCAAAUUUAUACACUUUCGUUAAAAAAACAUGACAGAUUCCUUCAGACUCCAACACCGGAAACUUGAAUACAAGCGUUUAAUUCCAUCAUUUCUAUUAUCUCAUCACACACUUCUUACUCUUCUCUGGACCAUUGGAUUUAUUCUAAUCGUCGCUUGGCAAAGAACUGCAGUUGAACGCCUUCUUAUAUAUCGAGGUUCGGUAACGAUUCCGAGGCCAAUCCCGAACCUACGGCCUCUAGUAUUCAAUCUCUCUGAUUUCGGAGCUGUUGGUGAUGGCGUUACCGUAAAUACGAAGGCAUUUGAGAGGGCAAUUUUGGAAAUUAAGAAGCGAGGUGGAGGCCAGCUUAAUGUUGAGCCUGGUUAUUGGCUUACGGCGCCGUUUAAUCUUACAAGUCAUAUGACGUUAUUUCUUGCUGAAAAUGCUGUUAUUCUUGGGAUUGAUGAUGAGAGCUAUUGGCCACUACUGCCUCCUUUGCCGUCAUAUGGAUAUGGAAGAGAACGCCGUGGCCCGCGUUAUGGAAGUUUAAUCCAUGGGCAAAAUCUUAAGGAUGUUGUCAUAACAGGGCAUAAUGGCACCAUUAACGGACAAGGCAGAUCAUGGUGGGAGAAAUACCGCAAAAAACUUUUGAAUCACACAAGGGGCCCACUUCUUCAACUCAUGUGGUCAAGAGACAUUCACAUUUCUGAUGUUACAUUUCGUGAUUCUCCGUUCUGGACUCUUCACCCUUACGACUGCCAAAAUGUUGUUAUAAGAAAUGUAACGAUUCUGGCUCCAUUGACUGACGCUCCAAACACUGAUGGAAUAGACCCUGAUUCAUGUGUGGAUAUGGUGAUAGAGGAUAGUUAUAUAAGCGUGGGGGAUGAUGGAGUAGCAAUCAAGAGUGGCUGGGAUCAGUAUGGAAUUGCAUAUUCCCGGCCGUCUUCCAAUAUCACUAUCCGUAACCUCAUAGUGCGCUCAAUGAUUAGUGCUGGAGUAUCAAUUGGAAGUGAAAUGUCUGGUGGAGUGUCAAAUAUCAUAGUGGAGAAUCUCCUUGUAUGGAACUCAAAAAGAGGAAUAAGAAUUAAGACUAGCCCUGGCAGGGGUGGUCAUAUUCGACAUGUUAUCUACCACAACCUGACCCUACAGAAUGUUCGUGUAGGCAUUGUAAUUAAGACCGACUACAAUGAGCAUCCUGAUGAAGGCUAUGAUCCAAAAGCUCUUCCAGUUAUUGAGGAUAUAAGCUUUACUGGUAUUCGUGGGCAAGGAGUUCGAAUACCAGCACGUAUUUACGGGAGCCCUGAGAUUCCUGUUCAGAAUGUAACUUUUCAGGACAUGUCCGUAGGAAUAACAUACAAGAAGAAACGUAUCUUCCAGUGUUCUUUUGUUCAAGGACGAGUUAUUGGAAAAAUCUUCCCUGCUCCUUGUGAGAACCUUGAUUGGUAUGAUGAUGGAGGAAAACUACUUAGGCGAUCAACAACAAAGAAUGCCAAGGACUUGGAUUAUGAUCGUUGAGAGGAAGGUGCUUUAUUCCUUCAAUGAGAAUGUUGGUACAACAGCUGAUGGGUCGUUGCCAGCGACAUCUGAUCUUCUUGGUCCUUCAAAUACACAAUCAAAUCCUGGGAGGUCAGGGCAUGUUCAGAGAUCUUUGCAGUUGUCACACUAGAUUUGCUAGAAAGAAAGAGUACAUGGAUGGAGUACCCACCCGUGGAGCUUUUAAGUGAAACUUCCCCCCGGACAGAGUACUAGUUUGGUUUGCGAGGCUGCGACCAGUGAAAGGAAGCUCCAGUGCUCACUGUAAUACCCAGGAUGGUUGGUUGGGCCUAUGUCGCUAAUACAAGGGCACAAAAUUCAUCAUGGAUUAUUGCAAAAGAUGAAGGUGGACGUCAAUUCUUGGAAAAAAACACACAGAGGGUUGGAGAGUGGGGACGUCAAGGGAUGUGCUCCUCAUCUCAUUCAAUUUUUUUUCUAUCUUAUUUUGUUUAAUCCAAUUGGUAAUUGUUAUUAUGUUGGAAAGAGGUACCUGGAUUGUGGAAAACAUAGUGUAGGUAGUCUUUAUAUGUGAACUUCAGGCCCAUCAAAAGAUGGGAGGAAAGAUUUGAUGGAGUACAUACACAAUUGCUAAAAGAUUUUAUUCACCCCCAUUUUGUUUCAUCACAGAAAA